CUCCUGAACGACCCGACCAGAGCCAGGGACCAAAUUGCAACCGAGGAUGGAACAAAAGUAGGACUUUUAAAAUGUUGCCCAGUAAGAAGAGAAGAACUACAAUGACUGAGUUCCCACAGCAUCAAGACAACCAGGAGGAGAAUGACUUAGACCUACAGUCAGCUGUUAAACCAGAAUCUGACCAGGUUAAAGACUUGGGGUCAGUGUCACAGUCCUGGGGUGGAAGUCAUGGUAGAGCAGCGGAGCUUGAAGUUGAAUCUGUGCAGGAUGCAGGAAAUCAGCUUGGUAUGGAGGAUCGAUCUUUGAGCUCCAGGGUUCUCAGCCAGGACAUAAAUGUACCAGUUCUAGAAGUUGAUGUGGCCAUCUCUAAGGGAAUCACCCUACCUUCCUUGGAGUCCUCCCAGUCCCUUAAUAUACACGUUGAUAAAGAAAAACUCCAUGCCACUGGCUCAAGGAGAGGGAAGAAAAUGACACUUAGGCCCAGACCAGUUACCCAAGAAGACAGAGGUGAUCAUCUUACCACACAGGAACCUUUUCCAGGAGAGCCUAGUGAAGAAGUCAAGGAAGAAGAAGGAAAACCGCAGAUGCAUUCUGGAGGAGAGAUGCCUUUAUUGCCAUCAGGCAACCACUCUGUAAAACUAGCAGCCCAGCCUGGGAAAUCAUCUCAGCCAGAUUUCUGUGCUUCUCCUCAAGGAAAGCCACUCAGGACUUCAGAUCAUCAAGCUGAGGAAGAGAUAGAGGAUGAUGGACUAUUUAUUCCAAUGGAAGAGCAAGACAAUGAAGACAGUGAGAAAAGGCAGAAAAAGAAAAAGGGUACCAAGAGGAAACGAGAUGGAAGGGGUCAAGAAGAAGGGACUUUGGCUUAUGACCCGAAACUGGAUGAUAUGCUUGACCGUACCUUAGAGGAUGGUGCCAAGCAGCACAAUCUGACAGCAGUCAAUGUGCGAAACAUCCUUCAUGAAGUAAUCACAAAUGAACAUGUGGUAGCGAUGAUGAAAGCAGCCAUCAGUGAGACUGAAGAUAUGCCAAUGUUUGAGCCCAAAAUGACACGCUCUAAACUUAAGGAAGUGGUGGAAAAAGGAGUGGUAAUUCCAACAUGGAAUAUUUCACCAAUUAAGAAAGCCAAUGAAAUUAAGCCUCCUCAGUUUGUGGAUAUCAACCUCGAAGAAGAUGAUUCCUCAGAUGAAGAGUACCAGCCAGAUGAUGAAGAAGAAGAUGAGACUGCUGAAGAGGUCAGUGGUGACCCUAGUUUAUUGGAAAGUGAUGUUGAAAGCACUGCUUCGUCUCCACGUGGGGCAAAGAAAUCCAGAUUGAGGCAGUCUUCUGAGAUGACUGAAACAGAUGAAGAGAGCGGCAUAUUAUCAGAGGCUGAGAAAGUUACCACACCUGCCGUCAGGCACAUCAGUGCUGAGGUAGUACCCAUGGGGCCUCCACCCCCCCCAAAGCCCAAGCAGACCAGGGAUAGUACUUUCAUGGAGAAGUUGCAUGCUGUGGAUGAGGAACUGGCUUCCAGUCCAGUCUGCAUGGAUUCUUUCCAGCCAAUGGAUGACAGUCUCAUUGCAUUCCGAACCCGCUCUAAGAUGCCUCUGAAAGAUGUUCCCCUGGGACAACUAGAGGCAGAGCUUCAAGCUCCAGACAUCACCCCAGACAUGUAUGACCCCAAUACAGCAGAUGAUGAGGACUGGAAGAUGUGGCUCGGGGGACUCAUGAAUGAUGAUAUGGGAAAUGAAGAUGAGGCGGAUGAUGAUGAUGAUCCAGAGUAUAAUUUCCUUGAAGACCGUGAUGAACCAGACACAGAGGAUUUCCGCACUGACCGGGCUGUGAGAAUUACUAAAAAGGAAGUGAAUGGACUGAUGGAAGAGCUGUUUGAAACUUUCCAAGAUGAGAUGGGAUUCCCCAACAUGGAAGAUGAUGGCCCAGAGGAGGAAGAACGUGUGGCGGAACCUCGACCUAACUUUAACACUCCUCAAGCCCUACGGUUUGAGGAACCACUGGCCAACUUGCUAAAUGAGCAACAUCGUACAAUGAAGGAAUUGCUUGAACAGCUGAAGUUGAAGAAAUCUUCAGCCAAACAGCAGCAGGAGGUAGAGAGGGUUAAGCCCCAGACUGAGAAAGUUCCUCAGACUCUGAUUCUAGACCCAGCACAGAGGAAGAGACUCCAGCAGCAGAUGCAGCAGCAUGUUCAGCUCUUGACGCAAAUUCACCUUCUCUCCACCUCCAACCCCAAUCUCAACUCGGAGGCCAGUACUACCAGGAUAUUUCUUGAAGAGCUGGGAACCUUUGCUCAAAGCUCCAUCGCCCUUCACCAUCAGUUCAACCCCAAGUUUCAGACCUUGUUUCAACCCUGUAACCUGAUGGGAGCCAUGAAGCUCAUUGAAGAUUUCAACGCACAUGUCAGCAUUGACUGGAGUCCUCGUAAAACUGUCAAGACAGCCUGUAAAUUUCCCUGUUUGCCAAAGCAAGUGGCCUGGAUCCUGGCCACAAGCAAAGUUUUCAUGUAUCCAGAGCUACUUCCAGUGUGUUCUCUGAAGGCAAAGAAUCCCCAGGAUAAGAAUUCAUUCACCAAAGCUGAGGACAAUUUGUUAGCUUUAGGACUGAAGCACUUUGAAGGGACUGAGUUUCCUAAGCCUCUAAUCAGCAAGUACCUUCUAACUUGCAAGACUGCCCACCAACUGACAGUGAGAAUCAAGAACCGCAGCAUGAACAGAGCCCCUGACAACAUCUUUAAAUUUUAUAAGAAGACCAAACAGCUGCCCAUCAUGGGGAAGUGCUGUGAAGAGAUCCAGCCACAUCAGUGGAAGCCGCCUGUAGAGAGGGAAGAACACCGGCUUCCAUUCUGGUUAAAGGCCAGUCUGCCAUCCAUCCAGGAGGAACUGCAGCACAUAGCUAGUGGUGCCAGAGAGGGAGAAAAUGUGACUGGAACCACUGAGGUCAAGCCAGACCCAGACCUAAGCAAAAGCAGCUCAGAAUUGGGGAGUGAAACUCGGUACCCCCUGCUGUUGCCUAAGGGGGUAGUCCUGAAACUGAAGCCAGUUGCCAACUGUUUUUCCAGGAAGGGCUGGAGACAAAAGAGGUCAUCAGCCCUGAAGCCUCUCCUUAUCAGACCUAGUCCCUCUCUCCAGCCCAGCUCCAACUCUGGGAAAAUACCACCUAGGUCAACUCAGUCAGAAGCUCCUCCAAGUAAAAUGGUGGUCCGGAUUCCUCAUACAAUCCAGCCAGCCACUGUCUUACAGACAGUGCCAGCUGUUCCUCCACUGGUGGUCACUGGGGGUGAUAGUUUUGAGUCCUCAACAGUAUUGCCUACUAUACCCCCUGAGGCCAGGACCAGCUUCCCUCUGUCCGAGCCCCAGACCCUGCUCUCCUCUGCUCCUGUGCCCAAGGUAAUGCUGCCCUCACUUGCCCCUUCCAAGUUUCGAAAGCCAUACGUUAAACGGAGAGGCCCAAAGAGAAAGGGGGCCAAGACCUCUCUCUGUCUGAAGUCUGUCCCCCUCAUCAACUCUGCACCUGUUAUCUUCACUGUUCCUGCCACCACUGUGAAAGUUGUGAGCCUUGGCAGUGGCUGCAACAUGAUUCAGCCUGUCAAUGCAACCAUGGCCCAGAGUUCUCAGACCCUUCCCAUCACCACACUCUUGGUUAACCCUACUUCUUUCCCCUGUCCAUUGAACCAGCCCCUUGUGGCCUCCUCCAUCCCACCCUUAAUUGUUUCUGGCAACUCUGUGAAUCUUCCUGUACAAGAAGAUAAGGUCCAAGUGAAUAUGGACAUUGGUUGUCCUUUGGAUGAAGGGAAAAAUGCCUUUCCAGGCCUGGUACCCAAAUUAGAACCCCAGGAACUGUCUCCUCUGUGUGCUACUGUCUUCCCUAAAAAGGAGCACAGCCCAGGACCUCUGCCAUCAGAUAGAGUGUGUCAGGAAGAAUUGUCAGAGAACAGUGCCUAUAUCUGGACUGUUGUGAAAACAGAGGAGGGGAGGCAAGUUGUAGAACCACUGCCUCAGGGUUUCCAAGAAUCUCUAAGCUCUCCUUCUGGAGAUUUAGAGAAAAUUGUGAAGAUGGAACCUAAAGAUCCUGGAGAGGAAGUCUCCAGUGGAUCCCCGGAGCAGACCAUUUGUGAUGAAAUCAAAGAAGAAUACCCUGUGGAGUUGGACACUGGCUUCCCAAAUGAGGAGUCAAGCGCUACAGGAGAAGCUAAGACACAGACAGUUUUACAGAAGGAGGAAGAGAGAAGUCAACUAGCCAAAACUCCUUCAGCUUCUCAAGAACCUCUUGAUGGAGGAAACUCAGGAAAUGGGAGCAAAGAAUCUCCAAAGAAUGCUUCAUCCUCCACUGACCCUGAAAUGGUGUUUAGCAGCCCCCCAGGGAAACCUGAAGACUUAUUCAACAUUGAUGGUGAGUUGGCGGGGACACCAGCUGGGCCAGAAACUGGAGGAGAGAAGGAUGUGCCAGAGGAAGAGGAAGAAGAGGACUUUGACGACCUUACCCAAGAUGAGGAAGAUGAGAUGUCAUCAGCUUCUGAGGAAUCUGUGCUCUCUGUCCCAGAACUCCAGGAAACAAUGGAGAAACUGACUUGGCUGGCAUCUGAAAGGCGCAUGAGUCAGGAGGGUGAGUCUGAGGAAGACAACUCUCAGGAAGAGAACUCUGAGCCUGAAGAAGAAGAGGAAGAAGAAGCAGAAGCAGAGGGAAUGGAAAACCUGCAAAAAGAGGAUGAAAUGACAGAUGAAGCCAUUGGAGACCCUGCAGAGAAACCUCCUACUACGUUUGCCUCACCCCAGGCUGCUCCAGAAGAGGAGACCUGUAGGACCCCACCAGGAGAGAGCAUCAAAGCUUCUGGAAAGGGCCGGAGCAAUCAUCGAGUUCGCAAUAAGCGGGGCAGUCGGGCCCGGGCCAGCAAGGACACCUCCAAGCUGCUGUUGCUGUAUGAUGAGAACAUUCUCGAGCGGGAUCCACUCAGGGAGCAGAAGGAUUUGGCCUUUGCUCAGGCUUAUCUGACCAGGGUACGAGAAGCCCUGCAACAUAUCCCUGGCAGGUAUGAGGACUUCCUUCAGGUUAUCUAUGAAUUUGAGUCAAAUACUCAGAGGCAGACAGCUGUGGAUCUCUACAAAAGCCUGCAAAUUCUGCUCCAAGACUGGCCUCAGCUGUUGAAGGACUUUGCUGCUUUCCUGUUGCCAGAGCAAGCUCUGGCCUGUGGAUUAUUUGAGGAGCAACAAGCUUUUGAGAAGAGUCGCAAGUUUCUUCGGCAGCUUGAAAUUUGCUUUGCAGAGAACCCUUCACACCACCAGAAGAUUAUCAAAGUCCUCCAAAGUUGUGCAGACUGCCUUCCCCAGGAGAUCUCUGAGCUCAAGACACAGAUGUGGCAUCUCCUCAAGGGCCACGACCACCUACAGGAUGAGUUCUCCAUCUUCUUUGACCAUCUGCGCCCAGCAGCUAGCCGGAUGGGUGAUUUUGAAGAGAUCAAUUGGACUGAAGAGAAAGAGUAUGAGUUUGAUGGCUUUGAAGAAGUGGCACUGCCUGAUGUGGAAGAGGAAGAAGAACCUCCCAAGAUACCCACAGCCUCAAAGAACAAAAGAAGAAAGGAGAUUGGGGUCCAAAAUCAUGAUAAGGAGACUGAGUGGCCAGAUGGUGUCAAGGACUGUGCCUGUUCAUGCCAUGAAGGAGGUCCUGAUUCAAAACUGAAGAAAAGCAAACGGAGAAAUUGUAGCCACUGCAGUAGCAAGGUCUGUGACAGCAAAUCCUACAAGAGCAAGGAGCUGCAUGAGUUAGUGGGUGGCAGCCCACACCGAGAGGCCAGUCCUAUGCCUAGUGCUAAGGAAGCUGGGCAGGGCAAGGACAUGAUGGAAGAGGAAGCUCCAGAGGAACGAGAAGCCGUUGAAGCCACCCAGAGCAGGACUGGCAGGAAUACCCGAAAGGGAGAGCUGCCUAUUCCAGGAUUGGCAGUGGGGAGCACUUUGCUGUCCCCUCAAGAAAUGAUUCUUACAGAACAGCAGCUCCUCCUGGAUGGCCCACCACCCUUUUCACCAGAAACUUCUCAGCUUUCUUCCAAAACUGGUGUUGUUCUCGAUACAGCUAGGACAAACCAGGCUGGAUCUGAGGUUUUCUCCUGCCCCGAGGCAUCCCCCAAGCUUCAGGAUGAAGGGGAGGGCCAUAAGGCAGUGGGUGAUUCAGAGGCUUCCAUGGUGGUCUGCGAUGCUUCAGAAACUCAGAAAUGUGCUGGAACUGUCGAGCCCCCUGCUAUUUUCCUGAGCCCUGUUUCCUCAAGGACCAAAGACUUAGGGAAAAGACAGGUUUCUGGGAAACCAGAUACUCAAGAGAGCUGGCUACCUUCAAGCAGGACUGAGGCAAAGAAAUCCGACAAGUCCCUUGUCCAUGAAUCUUCAUCAGGAAUUGACACCUCAGAGUCUCCUCCCAAAACCCCUAAAGGAGGUUUGGCUAAAGACAGUGGAAUACAGGGCAAGGGUCCAGAACAGGAGCAGCAGCCAAAGGCUAUAGAAGUCACAGUAUGUGCAAACAACAGCAAAGUCAGCUCCACUGGGGAAAAGGUGGUCCUGUGGACAAGGGAAGCUGACCGUGUGAUUCUCACCAUGUGCCAGGAGCAAGGAGCACAGCCCCAGACUUUUCGCAUCAUCUCCCAGCAGCUAGGAAAUAAGACUCCUACUGAGGUUUCCCACCGUUUUCGAGAACUCAUGCAGCUCUUCCACACUGCCUGUGAGGCCAGCUCCGAAGAGGAAGAUGAUGCAACCAGCACCAGCAAUGCAGACCAGCUAUCUGAUCAUGGGGAUCUGUCUGAGGAGGAGCUGGAUGAGUGAGACUCUGAGCGUUCCAUAAGGCUGUCGCCACCCUGGUAGCACUGCGCCAGAUUGCGUAGCUCCUGCAGCAGCUCCUCUAGGUCAUCCUGCUCCACUCCAGCAUCCAUGAAGCUAGCCCAGCGCCGCAGA
Molecule: messenger RNA, 6926 nt
Organism: Molossus molossus (Pallas's mastiff bat)
Lineage: Eukaryota; Metazoa; Chordata; Mammalia; Chiroptera; Molossidae
Gene: GON4L
Product: gon-4 like
Exons: 33
Coding region: 72-6797 (2241 amino acids)
Biological process (GO): regulation of DNA-templated transcription
Cellular component (GO): nucleus
Molecular function (GO): transcription coregulator activity
Source: RefSeq, a predicted model, not a curated record